AUAUUAACUAUAAGCACUGACAAAGGGUAGUUGACAGAGACAGAAGGAGCACAAACCAGCUGGGGAACGCCACAAGAAAGGUGAUGAGUUCUCGACCACAACUGCACGAUUUCCACGGAGUCGCGAUGACUCACUGUGUCACCGACAACUGGGAGAAGGUUAAAAACUUUCAGGCCAGACCAGACGACAUACUCAUUGCGACAUACCCGAAAGCAGGAACUACGUGGGUCUCCUACAUCCUUGACCUGCUGUAUUUUGGGCACCUAUCACCAGCGCGUCAGACGUCCAUCCCUGUCUUUGAACGAGUUCCUUUUUUGGAGAUAGCGGUCUCUUCUGUGGUUUCAGGAACAGAGCUGGCUGACCAGCUGCCCACCUCCCCUCGGCUCAUCAAGACUCACCUCCCGGUUCAGUUGGUGCCUCAGUCGUUUUGGGAUCAGAAUUGUCGGAUGGUGUACGUGGCACGCAACGCAAAGGACAACAUGGUGUCUUUUUACCACUUUGAUCGCAUGAAUCAGGUGCAACCGGAGCCUGGAGAAUGGAGCAACUAUUUCCAGAGGUUCCUGGAUGGACAGAUGUUGUAUGGUUCGUGGUAUGACCAUGUGGGAAACUGGUGGAAUAAGACGAAGACCUAUCCAAAACUUCAUUAUAUGUUCUACGAAGAUAUAGCUGAGGACACUGAGAGGGAAAUAGACAAACUUUGCUCCUUCCUCGGGUUAUCCCUGUCAGCUGAAGAUAAAAAGACCGUCGUUGAGCUGGUGCACUUCGACAAUAUGAAGAACAAUGAGAUGACCAACUGUUCCAAACGCCCGUUCUUUGAUUUCUCAAUUUCUCCCUUCUUAAGGAAAGGAAAAGUUGGUGACUGGAAGACCCACUUCACUGUCGCCCAGAAUGAAGCGUUCGACGAGGACUACAGGAGCAAGAUGAAAGAUCCGACACUUCGGUUUCGCACCGAAAUUUAAACUGGACCUGGCGUAUUGUAGGUCUCAGAUGAUUUAUGACGAAGGGGAUGUUUUGAAAUUCAAAGAAAUGGAAUAAAAGCAGUAGAAUAAUUUUAA
Xiphophorus hellerii (green swordtail) is the source of this 1055-nucleotide messenger RNA. RefSeq names its product cytosolic sulfotransferase 3-like. The record is from RefSeq and is a predicted model, not a curated record. NCBI's taxonomy places the organism in Eukaryota, Metazoa, Chordata, Actinopteri, Cyprinodontiformes, Poeciliidae. The coding region runs from base 84 to 959 and encodes 291 amino acids. Gene Ontology annotation, molecular function: sulfotransferase activity. The transcript has 8 exons.